AUGCCUUCAGGAGUUAUUUUUAUAAUUUGCAUUCCUUCAAGUAACUAUGAACAUGUACUGAGAUUUGGAAAACCCAAAGAUAUAAUUUCGUUAGAUUCUUCAGCGCUAAAACCUUAUCGGUUAGAAGUGGAGCUAUUGAGUAAGAAAUCUAAAAACUCGAGUAUACCAGUACGUCUCUCCCAGUAUUAUAAUGAUGGGUUCAAUUCAACUUUGGAAAACAUAGACGAGGUCGAUGAAUUCUUCACCAUGGAAAGCAUUUUGCAAGAACUAUUAAAGAAGCUGCAAGUAGAACAAGUGGUGUGGGUGAAUGACAAGACUGGCAAUUAUUACGAGGUGAUCUUCCCAUUGGCGACAGGGGACAAAUGCGAGACCAUGUUGCACUGCCUCACGCAGCUCGGGAUUGGAGUCAAAUGUAAAUCUAUCGUUAGUGUUCUCCCUUGCAACGUGGUCCAUUCCGCAGCCGACAACGACCAAGAAGACGAAGACGCGAUAUUGCGUAAAACUGAAGAUGCUAAAAGAUGGCGUCAGUUUGUCGACUCAAUAAGGUCGAAAUUGACCGUGAAACAAGUGGUGGACGGGGUGAGGGGAGGUGGCGAGCUGUCCUUCGAUUAUUUGACACUGAUUGUAACAGCUGACUCCCUAGCAGCUCUGGGCUUAGUAGAAAACAAUGCUUCCAACAUAGUGGCGGCCAUGUUGGUUUCACCCCUGAUGGGUCCUGUCAUGUCCAUCACAUUCGGUACCAUCAUAUCAGACAGGAGUCUCGUGAGGAGUGGCUUCGAGAGCUUGGUAUUGGGAAUGAUCGUCUCUUUAAUAUUUGGCUUCAUUUUUGGAUUAAUAUUGGGGUCAACGGAUAUGCCUUGGGGCUUGGGGGAUUUUCCUACAGAGGAAAUGAAGGGACGAGGAAAUGUACGGUCUUUAUGGAUGGGCGUACUGUGGGCCUUGACCUCCGGCACUGGGGUGGCCUUGGCCUUGCUUCAGGGCAGCGCAGGCCCGCUCAUCGGCAUCGCGAUAUCUGCCUCACUCUUACCUCCAGUCGUUAAUUGUGGUUUAUUCUGGGCCCUGGCUUGUAUCUGGCUGUUGCACCCCGGAGUCAAGAUCCCUCACAUCAAAGGAGAGCCAUAUUUAGGCAACUCUUCGUAUGAACCACUCUACCACGACUACUUGCCCAUAGAAUUUGCUGUCAAUGGAAUAGUCAGCUGCUGCCUGACCAUAGUGAACGUGAUCUGCAUUUUCAUAACCGCGAUCAUAUUUCUCAAGAUCAAGGAAGUGGCCGCUCCUUAUACUUCCACGCCUGACCUGAGGAGGUUCUGGGAGCAGGACAUAAAGGUGGCCAGGGAGGCUAACAAGGCUACUUUAAGACAGGCUGAAGAUGACGAAAGGGCGGAAUUGGUUUUAGAAGAUCUGAAUCAAAACCGCGAAGAUAUCCAGGAAAAACUUGAAGCUGCCGUCAAGGAGGCACUGGACGACGAAACGUAUCGAAAAGUAAAACGGAUGAGUUAUCAAAGCCACAACGCUGACGAGGUUAUACGUACAAUCGGCCUUCAAUCACAGACACCAGUCUCGAAGCGCUCAAGUCAGAUCAAUACAGACGCCUCUUCCCCGCGGUCCAUGAAUCUUAUCCAAGGAACCAACAUCGAUGACAUAGCCACGCUAGACAAGCUGCUAACUUCUUUGCUUGGCAUGAAGGACAAAAGUUGCUCCCACAGAGACACACCAAGGUCGAGCCAAAUGCCUGUUCCUUCGGGAUUAGCCCAUAACAGAAGACUAGAAUCCUGGCCCGAUAGAAUGCUGGAAAAUUCCAUAGUUCAUAGCGUUCUUAGUAAUUUGAGGGCAAGCAAGAGGAACUCAGCUGCAGAAGAACCAUUUCUGACGCCAAAUUAA
This is a messenger RNA of Amyelois transitella, 1881 nucleotides long. RefSeq lists its product as uncharacterized. The coding region runs from base 1 to 1881 and encodes 626 amino acids. The transcript has 10 exons. NCBI's taxonomy places the organism in Eukaryota, Metazoa, Arthropoda, Insecta, Lepidoptera, Pyralidae. The record is from RefSeq and is a predicted model, not a curated record.